CUGGAAACAGUCCUCGAGUCCUCGGGGGUCAGAACGAACACUCCCCAUCCCAUCACUGUAAAAUCUUUAACGCAUUAGCAGCACUAAACACAGUAAAACACAGAGCGCCAUGGAAAACCCUGUUCUUUGAUAUUCAGCUUUCAAUCAUGGAUCCUCUUGCUAAUCCAACCAUGAGAAUGCACAACUUUUUCUUCCUUCUCGUGUUAACAUCCACCUGCGCCACCGCUACCACCGUCGUCUCCUCCCUUAACCGUCGGACGCUACACGAACCUUUCUUCCCGCAGGACCCCCCAAUACUCCCUCCGGUUCAACCUCCUUCUGCUCAGCCACCAUCUUCACCACCAUCGUUAAACGUUCCUUUUUUAUCUACCCCAACCCCAACAACAACCCCGACCAAUGACCAACCAUUCUUCCCGUCUUUCCCAUCGCCGCCACCGCCACCGCCACCUCCUCAGCCGUCUGCCUCCUCUUCCGCCUCUUUCCCGGCCAACAUUUCCUCCCUUAAUCUCCCCACCUCCCCGAAACCAAAACGCGUUUCAUCCAAACUCAUUCCCAUUGCCAUUACUCUCGCCAUUGCUGCCGUUGUUGUUCUUUUCAUUGUUGCUUUCUUGAGGAUUAAAAAGCGAAGGUAUCAUGACGAUUCUCAGUCGUUAAGUGAUGAAAAACCUCAAAGAUCUUAUACUAACAGUGUGUUUAGUGCCGCUGCGAAUAAUGUUGCAAGUGGUGGUGGAAAUAGUAGUUAUAAUCGAAUCCCGAAGCUCAAUCGUCCGUCGCAAUCGAGCUCGGAGUUCCUUUAUCUGGGCACGCUUGUUAAUUCUCAUGGUGGGGUCGAUGCUACUGGUACCAGUGGUCGUCAUAAUCGGGGUGAAGAGGAUUCGAGUUUGCAAAAGGUGGGUUCGCCGGAGCUCCGCCCGUUACCGCCGUUAAGUGGUAGCGGUGGCGGACGUAGUCAAACUAUUAUGCAAAAUGGAUGUUAUGAAACCUCUGAGGUGGAAUCGAAAGACGAAGAGUUUGACGAAUUUUACUCUCCGAGAGCAUCGGACGGUGGUGGAUCCGGUGCUAGACGAGCAUUUACCGUCGCCGCGGCGACCGGUAAUUAUCAGUCGCGUAGGAGUAUUGGGUCGGUUUCUUCUUCGUCCUACUCCUCGUCAAGUUCAGGAUCUCCUGCGAGGUCCAUUUCGUUAAGUAUUUCUCCACCGGUUAGCCUGAGCCCGAGAAAUGCAAGACUGAAAUCGCCAGACCUUGUUGCAAUUCAAACUGCUCCUCCGCCGUCUAGGCCACCUCCACCACCACCACUGCCGCCGCAUCCUUUAAUAAUCCCGUCUCCGGAUGUUGGUUUGAGUAAGAACAGCUUAGAGUCGUCACCCAGACUAUCAAACUCUUCAAACGAUCAAAGCUCUCCUCUGGCGAGAAUCCCGCCACCGCCGCAGCCACCGACGAAGCACAGAGAAACCCUAAUCCCCACAACUCCACCACCAGCAACUCGGCUGAAUCCACCGGUUUUGAUCAAACCUGCAAGACAUGUGCCUAUAUCUAGCCAUCAACCAGCGAUCUCUCCUACAGAAAUGUUGUCGAUAAAUCAAGAAAAUCUUGAAACAAACGAGAAAACCCCAAAACCAAAAUUAAAACCUCUUCAUUGGGAUAAAGUGAGAGCAAGCUCUGAUCAUGAAAUGGUGUGGGAUCACCUCAAAUCCAGCUCCUUUAAAUUAAAUGAAGAGAUGAUAGAGACAUUAUUCAUCGUAAAACCACCUAAUGCAAAUUCAAACGAAAAAUCAACAAUCAAACGCCAGAUUCUUUCCUCAACAAUCAGCCAUGAAAACCAAGUUCUCGAUCCAAAGAAGUCUCAGAACAUCGCAAUCUCAUUGAGGGCACUUAGCGUGACAACUGAGGAAGUUUGUGAUGCACUUUUAGAAGGCAAUGCAGAUACACUGGGCACCGAGCUCCUUGAAAGUUUAAUGAAGAUGGCUCCAACAAAAGAUGAAGAACAGAAACUUCAAGAACAUCAAGACGAUUCACCUCUCAAACUUGGUCCAGCUGAGAAAUUUCUCAAGGCUGUUCUUGAUGUGCCUUUUGCAUUUAGAAGAGUUGGUGCAAUGCUCUUUGUUUCCAAUUUUGAUUCAGAAGUCGAAUACCUCAAACAAUCGUUUCAAACUCUAGAGGUUGCUUGUGAAGAACUUAAAAACAGCAGGAUGUUCCUAAAGCUGCUAGAAGCUGUGCUCAAAACCGGAAACCGUAUGAAUAUUGGCACAAACCGUGGAGAUGCUCAGGCAUUCAAACUCGAUACCCUCUUGAAACUCAUUGAUGUUAAGGGUGCUGAUGGAAAAACCACCCUCUUGCACUUUGUUGUUCAAGAGAUAGUUCGAACUGAAGGUGCCCGAUUUUCAAACACAACAGCUAACCAUGAUGACAAUCAAAUCCAGAAACUUGGUCUUCAAAUUGUUUCUAGUCUGAGUUCGGGUCUUUCAAAUGUCAAGAAAGCUGCUGGAAUGGAUUCAGAGGUUCUGAAUGGGGAUGUGGUGAGAUUAACAAACGGGAUUGCAAAUGUUAUGGAUGUUGUUCGAUUGAUUGAAGCAGGAGGUUCAAACAACAAGACGUUUUCCAAUGCAAUGAAGAAGUUCUUGAAGAUGGCACAAGAGGAGGUCAUCAAGAUUCAUGCCCAGGAAGCGGUGUCACUUUCUGUAGUCAAAGAAAUCACGGAGUAUUUCCAUGGAAACUCAGUGAAAUUUGAAGCUCAGCCUUUUAGAAUCUUUAUGGUGGUGAGGGAUUUCUUGACUGUUCUUGAUAGGGUGUGCAAGGAAGUUGGUUGCAUAAACAUGGAAUCCACUCAGAAAGUGGCAGUAUUGGUAAAAAACCGAGGUCCAGUUUUUGAUGGAUUUCAUGGAAAGCGACAGUACAGUUCUUCCGAUGAUGAAAGCUCUUCUUCUCUGUAGGUGUAUUAGGUUAUCUGCUACUUCUGUCUUGUUCUUUGUUGUUGUAUUUACGUAGACAAAUUUAGAUGAUUUUGGGUAGGUUUUGAACUCACUGUAAAAAAGCUUUGGAUCUAAUUAAGUUGGUAAGUUAAUGAAGAAAUUAAUCACUGUAAUUGUUCUUGAAGAGCAUAUUCUAAGGCUAAUGGAUGUAGG
Lactuca saligna is the source of this 3122-nucleotide messenger RNA. The record is from the annotation of a GenBank genome assembly. NCBI's taxonomy places the organism in Eukaryota, Viridiplantae, Streptophyta, Magnoliopsida, Asterales, Asteraceae.